CAGUGUCAUGUCCCAGAGGACUGAGCAUGCUUUUCUGUAUCUGUUACAGACAAGGGAACUAAAUAUAGUCCGAGUCGGACAACAGCAUGCAAAUCUCACAGACCUCGACUCACUCUAGAGAAUCUCCAGUUGUACAUUGUCCUUGGGUCAGCUGUUAACUAAUCCUAAUUGUUUGGUUAUGGCAUGAUUCACAUCUGCGCAAGAAGGGAACUGGAUUAUCAGAACAGGCAGUUUAUGUAGAUGAUCAAUGGAAAGUGACCUUUACGUCUAACAUGAGUGGGUGCUAAAGAAAGACACCGUGACAUCGACAUUGUAGCUUUAGCUGCCUAUUGUUGCGAUGGGACUGUCGGAUAAUGCUGUGAUCGGCCGAGGCCUGAACAGUCCUGACCCGCUGGUACGUGAGGCCUAUUUGAUGGCGUACGACUAUAUCAACUAUGUGACGGCCAAACCUGGCGUCCCGUUGGGUGCAGCACCAUCCCAUGCCACGGCCGCCCUGCGUCACGCUGGAGAUGAGCUGCUCGCUCGCUUCCCAAUCUUCUUCCGCCGCUGGCCGCGUGUUUUCCAGGACGUGACGGACCGAACGGCCUGCUCGACCCUGGUUUCCAUCCUGGACGAGCACUUUGCACCCACACGACGUAGAGAGCUGGCCUGGAGCGCCGUGCUGUCCGUGUUUGUCCUAGCUGGUCAGCUGGCACUGCACUGCCAGGAAAGGGGCAUGUCUGCUACCCUGCCCCAGAUUCAGGAGUGCGUGGGUAGCUACGUAGAGAGGGUCAUCUGCCCGGAGAUCAGGGACAGAGGAGGAUGGUCAGGUUUUGUCAGUCGUUUUGGCCAGAAGCAGAAUCUUGAAGACCAGGUGAUGCGGGUGUGCUGCUGGUCUCUGCUCUUGCUGUGUUUUGGGAUCUUUUCCUACUUUGUAUGGACGAGAAGGAAAACUUAGACAACAGCGCCAUCUGCUGAGUAAAUGUAAUAAGGACACUCAUGAGUCGCUUGGUUGUGUAAGAUUACUAAUAUUACUGGUUUUGAAACUAUAAACCCAAAUUGUUAUAUAAAUUGUGAAGAAUAAACCUUCCUUUGUUCAUAAUUACAAUUAUUUUUUUGCUGCACAUGACUGAAAUGUUUCUCAUUAUGUCCCUUUGAUAUUAAAGGGUUUGUUCGCUCUAAAAUGAAAAUUGUUUACCAUCAUUCUUCACAAUAUCUUUUGUUUUGCAGAAUAAAGUCGCUUGUAGAGGAGGAUGAGUAAAUGAUACUUAAUUGCCU
Molecule: messenger RNA, 1257 nt
Organism: Megalobrama amblycephala (Wuchang bream)
Lineage: Eukaryota; Metazoa; Chordata; Actinopteri; Cypriniformes; Xenocyprididae
Gene: bcl2l16
Product: BCL2 like 16
Exons: 3
Coding region: 338-937 (199 amino acids)
Biological process (GO): extrinsic apoptotic signaling pathway in absence of ligand; regulation of apoptotic process; intrinsic apoptotic signaling pathway in response to DNA damage
Cellular component (GO): mitochondrial outer membrane
Molecular function (GO): protein homodimerization activity; protein heterodimerization activity
Source: RefSeq, a predicted model, not a curated record